UGGCUGAAGAUAUGCUUCACUCCAAUAAAAAGAAAAUGAACAUUUUUCAAGAGCAUGCAUAGGCUUCGAGCUGAGAGGACAGCAUUUAGUUCCUGAGGUCUGAUAAUCAUUCUGUGCGGAAGUAACUACCAGGACCACGGCACCAUGGAUGUGGUAGGCGAAAACGAGGCCCUACAGCAGUUCUUCGAAGCUCAAGGGGCCAGUGGCACUCUGGGGAACCCGACCCUGGAUACAAGUCUGCUGGAGGAGUUCUUGGGCAAUGAUUUUGAUUUGGCGGCCUUGCAACGCCAGCUCCCAGAUACCCCACCCUAUUCUGCGUCAGACUCCUGCUCUCCUCCACAGGUCACAGGUGCGUGCUGCCCGACUCUGACACCUGCCGCCGGGGGGACGCCAGCUGCUUUCCUCCACUCGGCAGCUGCUCCUGGGAUACUGCCUGCACACCUGCCGCAGGGCUCGUCUGAAAUGAGCGACUCUGCGCAUUCCCACAGUGCCUCUCACAACUGCUACCCAGAUGCCCGUCAUCUCAGGACCCCUCUGGACCAGUCUGUGUCCUCCCAUCUGGGAACUGGUUGUUCUUACCAUCCGCAGCCUCUGUGCCACAGUCCUGGACCCUCAUUGCCACCGACCAAGAAGAGAAAGUGCACACAGGCGCUGGAAGACUCCGGGGACUGUCACGUGUGGGACCACCACUCCAGACCAAUGACAAGCAGGAGUCACAGCAGCGAAGUGCAGGACCACGACAGUGAGAGACAGAACAUGAUGCUUGUGGACCAGUGCUCUCCUGCUUUGAAGUGGCAGCCAUACCGAAGCGUUCCUUGGCAUAGUUUAUUAAACAGUCAAUAUGAAAAACUACCUGAUAUAGGCUAUCGAGUUGUUACAGACAAAGGAUUUAAUUUUUCACCAGCAGAUGAAGCUUUUGUUUGCCAAAAGAAGAACCAUUUUCAGAUCACCAUCCACAUCCAAGUUUGGGGAAGCCCAAAAUUUGUCAAAACCCAAAUGGGUCCAAAGCCAAUAGAAAUGUUUUACUUGAAAGCUUUUGGAAUUAAGAAUACAAGCUCUGCAAGGGCUGGGCUUUCUGUUAGUCUCGUCUUCUCAUCUCUGAUGCCUAGAGCAAUGCCUGGCGCACAGCAGGUAGAGGCCACCAAUCAAAUAAUUGCUAUUGAACAGUCCCAAGCAGAUAGAAGCAAAAAGAUUUUCAAUCCUGUUAAAAUCAACCUGUUGGCCGACCAGGUAACCAAAGUAACGCUGGGCCGGUUACACUUCAGCGAAACCACGGCAAAUAACAUGAGAAAGAAGGGAAAGCCAAACCCUGACCAGAGAUACUUCAUGUUGGUGGUCGGACUGUAUGCUGCUAACCAAGACCAGUUCUACCUGUUGUCUGCUCACGUCUCUGAACGGAUCAUUGUAAGGGCCUCCAACCCUGGGCAAUUUGAAAAUGACAUUGAUGCAUUAUGGCAGCGAGGACAAGUUCCAGAAUCUGUUGUUUGUCAUGGUCGAGUGGGCAUAAACACAGAUGCACCGGACGAAGCCCUGGUUGUCUGUGGCAACAUGAAAGUGAUGGGGACAAUUAUGCAUCCCUCUGACAGCCGGGCGAAGCAGAAUAUCCAGGAGGUUGACACAAAUGAGCAGCUGAGAAGAAUAGCCCAAAUGAGGAUUGUCGAAUACGACUACAAGCCUGAAUUCGCAUCUGCGAUGGGAAUAAACACUGCCCAUCAAACAGGGAUGAUUGCCCAGGAGGUGCAAGAGAUCCUGCCCAGAGCCGUGAGGGAGGUUGGCCAUGUCACUUGUGAAAAUGGAGAGAUGCUGGAGAACUUCCUCAUGGUGGAUAAGGACCAGAUCUUCAUGGAAAAUGUGGGUGCAGUGAAGCAGCUUUGCAAACUAACCAACAACCUUGAAGAAAGAAUAGAAGAGUUAGAAAUAUGGAACAGAAACCUGGCCAGGCUAAAGCGGCUCAGUAGUUGGAAGUCCUCCGCCAGUGAAGUGAGCUCAAUCAGCAAAUUUAGCAGAGCUCUUAGUGCAUCUUCUCCAAAAAGGACCAUUCCCAAAAAAACCGGCAAGGUUUCUUUUUCAGGAAAAAAACAGUCGUGUCCUAACUGGGUUUUCCAGACCUUGGUUAUAACUCUCAUUGCUGUGAUGGCAUUUUGUGGCUUGACAAUAGUCUCCCUUUACAUACUUAGCUUAAAAGAUCAGGACCGAUGUACCCCAAGUCUCCCUUCGAGCAACCUCACCAGCUCCCAGGAUCCGGCUCUGCCACCCACAGCUUCCCCCUUGGCACCUAAUACAUCUCUGGCAACCACACAACCCCCCUUCCAAGUACCAGAGAUCACUUUCUGUGAGAUCCUGCCAUGUCAGGAGACUUAUUGCUGUCCCAUCUGGGGAACAAGAAGAGUCCUCUCAAGCCCUGUGCAAAGACAGCCCAAGGAGAAGGAGCCCCAUCAGAGGCCAUGGGCAGGAGACAGGAGCACAUCAUUCUUGGCAGGACAGGCGCUAACCAACCUUGACUGGGGGAGCGACUGGAUUGAUACAACCAUCAGUUCUAUUCAGAUUAUGGAAAUCCAGCAAAUAAUAGAUCGUCAAUAUUGCAGUAGAAGCCUCCAGUGCGGGUCUGGAAAUUACAAUUACCAUAUUCCUGUUAAUAAGUACACACCCACCAAUGUCAAAUUCUCUCUGGAAAUCAACACAACAGAGCCAUUGAUAGUCUUCCAGUGCAAGUUCACCCUUGGAAAUAUGUGUUUCCGUAGUAAAAGGGAAGCCAAAGGCAUGCAAAGCCACCAAGAAGUCUCCCAGGAGAUGACACAGGGAUAUCAGCACAUUUGGAGGCUCCCUGCAGCCCCAUUCUUUGACAGCGCAUACCAUUUCCGGGUAGCUGCACCGGAUUUAGCUGACUGUUCAACAGAUCCUUAUUUUGCUGGGAUAUUCUUUACAGACUACUUCUUUUACUUCUAUCGACACUGUGUCUAAUUUAUUCAAGUUUGUUUGGGGACUUUACCAAAGAAAAAUACUCAAAUACAGUUAACGGAAACUUGUAACCUCUUGCAACUUCUUUCUUCUCUUUGUAAAACAUUCACAUUUAUUGCCAAAGGGCUUUUUCCAGGCUUUGGCUUCCAACAGUUUUGAGACACUAAUGAGGAGAAUAAAGUGUUUGC
Molecule: messenger RNA, 3146 nt
Organism: Balaenoptera ricei (Rice's whale)
Lineage: Eukaryota; Metazoa; Chordata; Mammalia; Artiodactyla; Balaenopteridae
Gene: MYRFL
Product: myelin regulatory factor like
Exons: 26
Coding region: 145-2961 (938 amino acids)
Biological process (GO): positive regulation of DNA-templated transcription; protein autoprocessing
Cellular component (GO): endoplasmic reticulum membrane; nucleus
Molecular function (GO): DNA-binding transcription factor activity; sequence-specific DNA binding
Source: RefSeq, a predicted model, not a curated record